This is a messenger RNA of Odobenus rosmarus divergens (Pacific walrus), 219 nucleotides long. Its product is annotated as guanine nucleotide-binding protein G(I)/G(S)/G(O) subunit gamma-12-like. The record is from RefSeq and is a predicted model, not a curated record. Lineage: Eukaryota; Metazoa; Chordata; Mammalia; Carnivora; Odobenidae. Gene Ontology annotation, cellular component: heterotrimeric G-protein complex. The transcript is spliced from 2 exons. Gene Ontology annotation, biological process: G protein-coupled receptor signaling pathway. Bases 1 to 219 code for a protein of 72 amino acids. Gene Ontology annotation, molecular function: G-protein beta-subunit binding.
AUGUCCAGCAAGGGGGCCACUGGCAGCGACAUCGGGCAGGCCCGCCGGGCCGUGGAGCAGCUGCGGAUGGAGGCGGGCAUCGAGCGCGUGAAGGUGUCCAAGGCGGCUGCUGACCUGCUGCAGUUCUGCACGGAGCAGGCCAAGAGCGACCCCUUCCUUGUGGGCAUCCCAGCGGCUGCCAACCCCUUCAAGGAGAAGAAGCCCUGCGCCAUCCUGUGA